Molecule: messenger RNA, 3720 nt
Organism: Echinops telfairi (small Madagascar hedgehog)
Lineage: Eukaryota; Metazoa; Chordata; Mammalia; Afrosoricida; Tenrecidae
Gene: PI4KB
Product: phosphatidylinositol 4-kinase beta
Exons: 14
Coding region: 594-3059 (821 amino acids)
Biological process (GO): phosphatidylinositol-mediated signaling; phosphatidylinositol phosphate biosynthetic process
Cellular component (GO): membrane; cytoplasm
Molecular function (GO): 1-phosphatidylinositol 4-kinase activity
Source: RefSeq, a predicted model, not a curated record
UUCCGAACAGGCGUGUUCCGGGCAGCUCUCCGGACUGUUUAGGUUCCUAUGGGAUCGGCUGGGUCCUGAACGUCGGGCAAGCGAGGGAUCCGGACUCUGGAAGAAGGGCUUGGAUUUAGGAGGGGAAUCCCACGCCGAUACCCGCCGGGGGUUUCUGUUCCCCUCGGUUGUACGGAGAGAGGAAGAGAAGGUGGGGCGACCCGGUCGGACUUGACACUGCGCGAAGGCCCCUUCAGGCAGCGCCGAGGGCAGCCCCGCAGCCGGGGCCUGGUGCAGCCGCCGCGGCCGCUGUCAGGGAAGCGGAGGCGGCCAAUGGAGCCCGGGAGCGGCUGCUGCUGCUGAGGCGGUGGUGGCGGCAGCCUAACCCCGACCACCCGUACCCCCUCCGCGGGGAGUCCCCCGGAGGAUCAACUCAGCCUUGAACUAAGAAGAAAAUACAUUGGGAAGAGGGGAGCCUCAGCUGGCUCAGGCUUCUCUGGGCAGAAGGGUGUUUCUGAAGGAUGGAGCCCGUUUUGAAGAAGUCUCUCUCAGAGUCCACUUGGUUGACUGCUCAGGAGCAACCCCUGGCAGGGGUGGACAGGCCUGGACACUGAAUGAGCUUGGACGCUCCAAGUCUGGCUGUGGCCAUGGGAGACACGGUAGUGGAGCCUGCCCCUCUGAAGCCAACUUCUGAGCCUGCUCCUAGCCCGCCUGGGAAUAAUGGGGGCUCCUUGCUAAGUGUCAUCACGGAGGGGGUCGGGGAGCUCUCGGUGAUUGACCCGGAGGUGGCCCAGAAGGCCUGCCAGGAGGUGCUGGAGAAAGUGAAGCUUUUGCAUGGAGGCGUGGCUGUCUCCAGCAGGGACACCCCGCUGGAGUUAGUCAAUGGGGACUGUGUGGACAGUGAGAUCCGUUGCCUCGAUGAUCCACCUGCCCGGAUCCAGGAGGAGGAAGAGGAGAUGGGGGCCACUGCGGCUUCUGGCACGGGCAAGGGAGCAAGAAGGCGGCGGCAGAACAACUCGGCCAAGCAGUCUUGGCUGCUGCGGCUGUUUGAGUCCAAACUGUUUGACAUCUCCAUGGCCAUCUCCUACCUGUAUAACUCCAAGGAGCCGGGAGUGCAGGCCUACAUCGGCAACCGGCUCUUCUGCUUCCGCAAUGAGGACGUGGACUUCUACUUGCCCCAGCUGCUCAACAUGUACAUCCACAUGGACGAGGACGUGGGCGAUGCCAUCAAGCCCUACAUCGUCCACCGCUGCCGCCAGAGCAUCAACUUUUCCCUCCAGUGCGCCCUGUUGCUCGGGGCUUACUCUUCAGACAUGCACAUUUCCACUCAACGACACUCCCGAGGGACCAAGCUACGGAAGCUGAUCCUCUCUGAUGAGCUGAAGCCAGCUCACCGAAAGAGGGAGCUGCCCUCUUUGAGCCCAGCCCCGGACACCGGGCUGUCUCCUUCUAAAAGGACUCACCAGCGCUCAAAGUCAGAUGCCACCGCCAGCAUAAGUCUCGGCAGCACCCUGAAACGAACAGCCAGCAACCCAAAAGUGGAAAAUGAAGAUGAGGAGCUCUCCUCCAGCACCGAGAGUAUUGAUAAUUCAUUCACUUCCCCCAUCAGACUGGCCCCUGAGCGAGAGUUCAUCAAGUCCCUGAUGGCAAUCGGCAAGCGGCUGGCCACGCUCCCCACCAAGGAGCAGAAGACCCAACGGCUGAUCUCGGAGCUCUCCCUGCUCAACCACAAGCUCCCUGCCCGAGUUUGGCUGCCCACUGCCAGCUUUGACCAUCACGUGGUCCGCGUGCCCCACACCCAGGCUGUUGUCCUCAACUCCAAGGACAAGGCUCCCUACCUGAUCUAUGUGGAAGUCCUUGAAUGUGAAAACUUUGACACCACCAGUGUCCCUGCCCGGAUCCCUGAGAACAGAAUUCGGAGCACACGGUCCGUGGAGAACCUGCCCGAGUGUGGGAUCACCCAUGAGCAGCGCGCAGGCAGUUUCAGCACCGUGCCCAACUACGACAACGAUGAUGAGGCCUGGUCGGUCGACGACAUAGGGGAGCUGCAGGUGGAGCUCCCUGAAGUGCACACCAACAGCUGUGACAACAUCUCCCAGUUCUCUGUGGACAGCAUCACCAGCCAGGAGAGCAAGGAGCCUGUGUUCAUUGCAGCAGGGGACAUCCGACGGCGCCUUUCAGAACAGCUGGCUCACACCCCCACCGCCUUCAAAAGGGACCCAGAAGACCCGUCGGCAGUGGCGCUCAAAGAGCCCUGGCAGGAGAAAGUACGGCGGAUUCGAGAGGGUUCUCCCUACGGGCAUCUCCCCAACUGGCGGCUCCUGUCGGUCAUUGUCAAGUGCGGGGACGACCUUCGGCAGGAGCUGCUGGCCUUCCAGGUGUUGAAGCAACUGCAGUCCAUUUGGGAGCAGGAGCGAGUGCCCCUUUGGAUCAAGCCAUACAAGAUUCUCGUGAUCUCGGCUGACAGUGGCAUGAUUGAGCCAGUGGUCAACGCUGUGUCCAUCCACCAAGUGAAGAAGCAGUCCCAGCUCUCCUUGCUCGAUUACUUCCUACACUGUCUCUUCCUUCCCUGUCCCCUCAGACACAAUGGGAACAUCCUUUUGGACGCAGAAGGCCACAUCAUCCACAUCGACUUUGGCUUCAUCCUGUCCAGCUCACCCCGAAACCUGGGCUUUGAAACCUCAGCCUUUAAGCUGACCACAGAGUUUGUGGAUGUGAUGGGUGGCUUGGAUGGGGACAUGUUCAACUACUACAAGAUGCUGAUGCUGCAGGGACUGAUUGCUGCCCGGAAACACAUGGACAAAGUCGUGCAGAUUGUGGAGAUCAUGCAGCAAGGUUGUCGCCGUUGCUCAGGAGCAUCCCCGUCUGGCCCCGUGAGGACGGUGGCUCAGGUCAUCUGUUCUCAGCUUCCCUGCUUCCAUGGCUCCAGCACCAUCCGCAACCUCAAAGAGCGGUUCCACAUGAGCAUGACCGAGGAGCAGCUCCAGCUGCUGGUGGAGCAGAUGGUGGACGGCAGCAUGCGCUCCAUCACCACCAAGCUCUAUGACGGCUUCCAGUACCUCACCAACGGCAUCAUGUGACACCCUCCUUCCCGGCCCACGAAUGGUGGGGGGAGAUCCAGGGGACACUCCCCUAGGGAGGCCCUUGGCUGAUAAACCCCAAACCAGGAAACCCCACCCACCCAACUAUCCAACCAAGGGACAUGGAAGGCAAGAGAUACAAAGGAUCAUGUGGUAACCACGAGAGCUUGCCAGGGGUGGGAGAGCUAGCCGUGGAGGCCAGACAUGCUGGGGCUCCCCAGCUGUGUCAGUAUUACCACCUGACAGACACCAGGACUUGCUGUCCUCCAGAAAACAGAGGUGGCGGAGGUGACGGGCUCGGGAGGCCUACUCCUCGUCAGAGUCUAAGAGGUUCUGUCCACGGGCCAUCCUCUUCCUCUGCUCCGGGUCCCUCCCAGCAGCAAGGAGAGCAGAUGCUUGGUACUUAGGACUUGAUCCUGUGGUUGGCCUUUGGCCAUGCUGCUGCCCGACUCUACCCCUCCCGGGGACUGACCCCUUGCCCUUGCUGACGGUCCCCAUCCCUGGGGUAAGGAAGGGAAUGACCACAACCCCUCUGAUGCAAGGGUCUUGGCCUAGCCAGGGGGAAUUCCCUGGUCUGAUCCCUUCCCCAACACCCAGGGAAACAGCUCUCAAUUUUUUUUUAUUUUUAAUUUUUGUUUCAAAUAAAGUCCUUAGUUAGCCA